GUUUAAUUGUCAUUUUUCAAGGUGUAAUAAAAUGCGAGACAGAGUUAUUCAAAGGGAGGUAAUUAAAUAUUGCUGAACUGCACACGUUGAAUUUCUUUUUCUCCAUGCGAUAGGCUACUAUUACGCAAAAGCGAUGGUGAUGAUCUUAUCAAAAAAGGACUAUUUCAUGUACAACUUUGUAAUUUGUCUUGGAAAACCUAGCCACAGCAUAUAAAUGUAUAGGCUACCGGUACUAAGGUCUAAAAUUUCUACUGAAUUGAGGAAUAAUAUCAAUGAUUUUUUUUUUCACACUCACAGUCACACUGCCCGGUUGCUAUUUCACUAAUUUCAGGUCAGGGCUACACUUAGUUCCUUUAGGAAAGGUGUCUGAUCGGACUACAUGUAUGUCCUUUCACCAUUCCUGUUCAUCCCUAUUAAGUUGCAAUAAUAAUAAUAUACACUGUAAGAAUUCCACUUUACCCCAGUCCCACCUCUGUUCUGAACUACAACAUUCUGUGAAAUCCGACAUCGGUUUCAUGUCCAGAUUUAUUUCCUUAUUACUUCAGCCAAAAAUCUUUGAGUAUUCUGUAUUCUGAAUAUUCCGAAUUACGACACCAAUCAGUCGCAACGUCACACGAUUUCGAUUGAAUCAACAUUCCGGGUCCUGCCUUCAGUCCGUUGGUGUGAAGCCACAAAAGAUUAACAAGCAAUUACCAAUCAAUUAUCGAUGUUGGAUGAAAAUAACCAAUUAAUUCAGACAAUAGCUGAUUACCAGAGUAAAGGCAAGGCUACAGAAUGUCUACAGUUUCAACAAAUUCUUCACAGAAAUUUGGUUUACCUGGCUACUGUUGCUGAUUCAAAUCAAAAUGUUCAAGCUCUGUUACCUGCACCAGGUCAGAUGAACAGUAGUAACGCUGGUAAUAUGCCACCCAAUCAGUCAAAUCCAAUGAGACCACCUGGUAAUCAGAUGCCACCAGGUGGUUCAAUACCUGGUUCUAAUCAGAUGCCACCUGGAUCUGGUCCAAGUCAAGGAAUGCCACCAAGUAGUCAAGCAGGGUUCAAUAACUCUAUGCCAGGACCUCAAGCCCAGGGGAAUACAGGCUAUCCAAGACCUAAUAUGGUACAGCCACCAAUUCAAGGUUCAGCACCAACUGGCAUGAUGAAUCCAGGUCAGGGAAUGGGUAACCAAGGGAACAUGCCCCAUUAUAACCCACAAGGUGGAUAUCCAAAUCAACAACAACCUAUGAUGUCACAACAGCAACCUAUGAUGUCUCAGCCAAAUCAACCAAUGAUGUCUCAAAGUGGAGGUCAGAUGAUGAAUAGCCAAUCGGGACCACAGAAUAGUAAUAUGAUGGGUAACCGACAGAUGCCUCCAAAUGCAUACCGACGUCCACAAGGACCUGGACAACAAUUUAACCAACAGAACUAUCCCCCACAACAGAUGGGAUCCCAGCAGUCAUACAACAACCCACAAGGUCAAGGCAACUUCAAUCAACCCCAGGCGUAUAAUCAAGGGUCAAACAUGCCUCCUCAAGGACAGUAUUAUCCCCAGGGACAGUCACAACAACGGUUCCCUCAUUUUAAUCGACAGGGCAAUAUGCCAGCAGGAGGAAAUAUGCCAAACAAUCAGAUGGGAGCAAGUGGGCAGUUACCAGGAGGUGGGAUGCAGCCUAUGCCUCAAGGACAGAUGGGUAACCAAAUGCCUAGUCAAGGACAAAGUGGUAAUUUUCAGUAUAAUCAGGGACAGUUUUAAUGACCUUACUUCAUAGUGACUGUUUCAGAUUUAUUAACUGAUUUCGAAACCACCAAAUUAUUAAAAAUCAUUUUAGAUAUAGUUUCAGCCAAUUGGAUACUAUUUAAUUUGGCAUUGCAUAGUCAUUAGACUAAAUCCCCACCAAUCCAGGAUCAUUCUUAAACAAGGGUAUCAUAUCUUUUUGGGGUAUUUGACCUUCAUCAUCAUUUUUUAAGAUCUCUGUUGCAAAUUCUAGUCAACCCACAAAACUAUAGUUACUCCAUUUUUUUUUUUCAAGAAAAGUGGAGGUGAUCAGUUGAAUACUUUUGUACAUAUAUCAGAAAUGAGUAUUUUGGUCUGUGUGGGUUUGAAGUUUAAGAAAGAAUUGGGCCAUGACCAGAUAGUACCAAGUAUUUUUGUCACAUUGACAAUUUGUGUAAAUUAUUCCAGCUAUCCUUGUGGCUUACUGUUUCUGUAAAGAUGCAUUUAAAGAGAUGGUCAUUCUUGCUAUAAUAGUUCAAAAUGAACAUAUUGAAAAUUUCAGUGAAAUUACUUAAGUUAAGGAAGUUUAAAGUUUUGGCAAAUACCAUUGCUACGAUGAUAAACAGUUUUGAGUAUCCAUUUUAAAGAUAGAUUAUAAUAUGGCCAUGGUAUUCUAAUCCAUUCAAAAUCACUACCCUCGGAUUGUCGAGAAAGAUAAUUAAGGGCUUGUCUUGUGAAUGAAUUCCUAAUUAAUAAUUAAUGUAAUAUUUGCAACUAGAAAAAGACCUAUUGGUAGGGUGACCCACCAUAAAUAAAUAUCUCCAUAUAUCUCGACAAUUACGCCACAAUAUUUAUAUAUAUGCCAAGCCUCAAAUCAGUUUCUCACAAUUAUAGUCACUAAAUAAACGAUCAUGUUGUACUUAAUAAGCUAUGACCAUUAAUCAUGUAUAAAUAAUAGACUGAAAACUGGUUCCAAGAGUCGUCCAUAACAUCCAGACACUUUUGAGUAAAAGAUAGGUUACGUGCCCUUGUUUUGAAAUUAGUCUCGCUUAACCAGUCUAUCGACCAUUCUACGUCUGAUUGACAGGUCGGGAUAAUCAAGACUACUUUUUUACGAAACGUAACAGAAAGCUAGAACAAGAAAUUGAAUUUAGAAAUAAGGACGUUAGGUAGCUCAACAAUCGUUUUAAGAAGCUUGUAAAAGUAAAAUGAAACUACUGCUAGUAUCAUGUUCCUGCCUAACCCGAGUGAUUCAGAGAUAUUAUUUGUACUAAACCAAAAGAUGCCGCUCUUAACGGUACAGUUAAUGAUAAAGCGAUUUAAAAAAAUGAAACGAACGUAAUUUCUAAAUCUGCUGUAAUAACCAAGAAGCUUAAUUUAACUGCUAUUCAAAAUCGUCAACAAUAAAUUUUUUACGGCUGUAAUAGUUGAUAGAUUUUAGAGAAUUGCACGUGCCAUGGCUAUUUAUAGUAUCAUACUGUCAGAAAGUUGGUCUCGGCACGGCGAAUGUGCACGCUUCAGUGGUAGUCUCGAACUAUCAGCGGUAGACUGUAUUUCUGUGAGUACAUGGGUCACCCUACUAUUGGCAGAAUUAACUCUUACAUAAUGCAUCCUUAGUAUCCUAUUUGAUGUGACAGAUUACUUAAAAAUUUGCUUUAAACAUUAUAUUGGCUUCAUUUAAUAAAUGUUCAAAUGAGAUUAAUUGUAGAUUUAUAUACUGACUGUAUAUUUGGAGAUUAUUUUUUUUAAAAAAAAGUUUGUUAUAAAUACUGAGAAAAAAAAAGGUUUAUUUGUAAAUAUAUACUGUGACACAAGUGCCAGCCAACACUUAUCACUUUUAAAAUUUGUAAAAUGAUUUGAUGUUUGAGAUAAUUUGCUUAGUGCUAUAUUAGUACUAUAAUACAUGUAUGUACAUAUAUUGUUCAGGUCCUUGUUGCAGAAAGUACAUUUAAUGCUUACACUAUUGAUAAAAUUUAAAGACAAUAAUAAAAAUAUUGCUAUUUCAAACUAUUGGGGAUUUGGCUGUCAUUGUAUAAACAAUUGAUGCCUUUAUACCCGACACUGCAAGUUUAGCUGUGUUUGAGUGACAGGUCGACAUAUUACAAGGGCGAUUGCUAUCAUCUGUCAUUAUGUUGUCAUCUAAGCAACUUUUUUCAGAUGCCACACCUUGUCUUGGAAUAAUAUCACUAGGCCCACUUCCCUGUUAGUUAGGUUGACUGAAAUUUUGGAAUGCAAAAGAAGUAACAAUAAAAAGACAUACAGAAAAAGAGCAUAACUGAUUAAGCUGAUUUGGGUGUGUCUAAUUCUUGAGCACACAUUUUCUUAGACAGCUCUGUUGAACUUAUAUGGAUGUAAAUUGAUGUAUUCUUUUUGCAAUGAGACCCUGGUUUGUUUAAUUCACUGCCAGACUGCUGUUAUAUUAGCUAUUAUUUAAUUGUAUUCAUCUUGAACCACGAGUAUUAGUAUAGAAAAUUUUAUUACAUCGAAAGUAGAUUGUAAGGUUAUACUGCUAUAGUGAGUAGCAGAUUUACCAUCAAAUUUGAUGUAAACUGGGUGAUGUUUUCAUUCCGUUAUUUGUUGUUUACUCCAUUAACAUCUAGAAACAUGAUUAUGAGAAUUUUAAUCUGGACCUUUGUUGACUUUAUAAUACAUUAGGCAAAAAUAGAAGGAUGAAUAAUAUAUAUUGUCUCUUAUUACAUUUUAUGUAUGAUGGAUUUUGAUGGUAUGUGUAUUUUUAGUCGACUAGUCUUGCAUAUUACUGUGCAAUAAGAGAUCUCUUUAGACUGAAAAAGAUUUAGGUGUACCUUUAUUGGGAAAAAAAAAACCCAAACAAAAUGUCAACAUAAUUUUAAUUGGCAGAAUAAUUUUUUGGUUUGGCUUUCAUAAAUUCAAGGUUUCAGUGCACUAAAAUGAUUUGUGUGAAUUUGUACAGUUUUAGAGAUGUUUUUGUGCCACCCAUGAUAAAAAUCAUAUGUUCAGUUGUUGUGUUUAAUUAUUUGAUUCACUGUUUUGGUAAAAACUUUUAAUAUACAUUGCCUUUGCAAAUUGAUUGCUUCUAUCCAUGUAUGUAAUUAUUCACACAGAAUAGGAAAAGUGCUAAAAUGUUUUUCUUUGAUUUUGUUUUAAAAAUUAGCUCAGCUUUGUAUUUACCACAGAAUGUACCAGUGUUUUUUUGGUAGUAUAUUAGGCUAAUUAAAAUAAAUUACUUGUUUUUCAUAAGGUGGUGCAGGGAAUUUAAACUUGAGAUUGUUCUUUCUGUAAAGUCCAAGGUGAACAAAGCAGAUAAGAUAAAACAAAUUUCUAAAGAACAAUAUUUUUCCAAAUCUUAACAUGACUGUUUACUUUCAAAAUUUUGGUAUGUUUAUUGUGCUUUAAUAUUAUAAGUUCAUACUUCUCUGAGUCAAUAAUUUUUUUAUUACUUCAUUUUAUGUCUUUCAAUUAUCAAUCAAAAAAAAUUGGUUUCCAAAAUAUACCAGAAGUGUUAAAUACAUGUAUACAUUACAGUAUUAUAUGAGAUGUGCCUUGCAUGCUUUUCUAUAGUUAAAUCUUUCAAAUAAAUCCUAUAUAUGACCGGACACAACACAAGACUUACAAUAAUGGGAAUUGAUAUGUUUGAGGUAUUAAUGUUUUGUAGAACAAUAUAUUUAUGUUUUUGUGUAAAUUUAGCAACAAUUUGCAGACAAAAGAAACUAAGUAAGGUUAACUGCAUAUUAUACAAGACAGUCCUAGCUCUAGUUAGAGAAAUAUAAGUAUGUCCUUUUUUGUGAAUCCUAAUUAAAAUUUAGUGGAUUGUUGAAAACCUAUAUUUUCAUCUCUUUUAUGGAUAAAGCAAAAAUUAGAAUGUGUCUAUAUAUUUGAAUCGAAAUCAGUGCCACAUUUUAAAGGAAAGUUAUUCAAUUUUAUAUAGAAUACCACAAGUGAACCAAAAAUUGUAUUUUAAAGGACUGACAUUAUUGGAACUGGUCUACAGUUACAAAUAUCGUAUUUAAGUCAUUCCUGUGAAUCUCACACUAACAUAGAUAUUUAUUAACGAGAAAUGGUUUUCAUUCAAUUGUAAAAAUAUUUGUUUGGAAUAAAUUGGUAAAAGGGUG
Patella vulgata (common limpet) is the source of this 5784-nucleotide messenger RNA. RefSeq names its product protein SSXT. Lineage: Eukaryota; Metazoa; Mollusca; Gastropoda; Patellidae. The transcript has 7 exons. The record is from RefSeq and is a predicted model, not a curated record. Bases 707 to 1732 code for a protein of 341 amino acids.